GCUUCUAUGAAGGCUGUGAAAAAAGUUUUAAUACAGAGUUGGAUUACAGCUCUCGAGCUCAAAACAUUGGCCAUUACACUACCUUCUUAAAAGCCUUCUGUAACACAGAGCACAGAAUAGAGCAGAUUUCUUACAUUUUCUGGACCAUAGAUGAAUUUUGAAUGACUCUUUGUAUCUCGAUGGAAGAUAUAUUAACUUUAUUAACUGGAAUCUAUAACUGAUCACUUGUGAGUGUGUGUAUGUGUAUACAUACAGAUAUAUAUCUAUUUAAAUCCUUAUCAUGAUUUUCUUUCAAGUGUAUCUAAAAUUUGCUCUAAGAAAUUACAUUCCUAGAUGAACUUACAAUUGUUUUGAGCUGUAAAGAGACAGAUAUUUACUCUCAGAUGUUGGAAUCCUUUGUGAGUUUGUAAGAGAAAUUUUGGAAGCUUUUCUUUUCUGUGCUGGUGAUAGAGAAAUGCAUUUCAAAACAGAUAUCUCCAGCUGUAUGACGACAACUGCAUAGUAACCUGUGGAUUUUAAACAUCAGAAUGUACAAACCGUGGGCAACUGUGAAUAUUUUGAUAGUUUCAUUUCUACAUCUGCUGCAGGGAUCUGACUAUGAGAAUGGAUCUGUGAAGAGGACAUCUUUGUCAGCAUUGGAGCGGUCAGAACAGCAGAUCAGGAGAGCAUCCAGCCUGGAAGAGUUGCUUCGCAUCACUCACUCAGAGGACUGGAAGCUGUGGAAAUGCAGGCUAAAACUCAAGAGUCUGGCCAAUCUAGAUUCCCGCUCUGCAUCACAUCGCUCCACCAGAUUUGCUGCUGCUUUCUAUGAUAUUGAUACACUGAAAGUCAUAGACGAGGAAUGGCAAAAGACUCAAUGUGUGCCAAGGGAAACCUGUGUGGAAGUUGCCAAAGAGCUGGGCACAACAACCAACAAAUUUUUCAAGCCUCCCUGUGUGAACGUGUUCAGAUGUGGAGGCUGCUGCAACGAGGAGAGUCUGAGCUGCAUGAACACAAGUACAACUUAUGUGUCGAAAACGCUCUUUGAGAUCUCGGUUCCCUUGACAAGUGUUCCUGAGCCUGUGCCAAUCAAAAUUGCCAAUCACACAGGCUGUAAGUGUCUAUCAAAUACCCAGCGCCAUCAGUACACCAUCAUACGAAGAUCUGUCCAGUACCCAGAAGAAGACGGAUGCCCCUUUACCAACAAACUUUGCCAUAACGGGUGGAUCUGGGAUAGUGACAAGUGUGAAUGUGUGGUAGAUGUUGAGCACCCCAACAGAAGAGAAGGACUCCCCCCUCUUGCUGAGCUGGCUAUGUGUGGACAACAUAUGGAAUUUGAUGAAGAAAACUGUGAAUGCACCUGUAGACAGAAGUGUCCCACAGAUUUCUUUCAAAGUAAAGAGAACUGCAGCUGCUAUUUGUGUAGGGAGAGCCAGGAGAGCUGUGCCCUAAAACACAAGAUAUUUCAUGCUGAAACCUGCAGCUGUGAGGACAAAUGUCCAUCACAACCCAGAACGUGCCCAACUGCAAAACCAACGUGUUCCAGGCACUGUCGUUGUCCAAAGGAGAAGAGAGGAUCUCACGGGUCUCAAAGCAAAGAAACUCCCUGACUGAGCUUCCCCUAUUCUCUGAAAAUCCACUGCUUUGCAAAGUAGCUGUCACUGACUUUUGAACCAUAGCAAACAAGAACAACUUCCACGUUAACAGCGGAAGAAUGAAUCCAGUCUGCAUUUAUUUAUUAAUCACUAACUGCAGGUGAACCCUCUGGGACAUUGACAAUUGUUCUCUAAGAGGUAACAACCAAUGGAUUGCUGUCUGUGUGGAAGAAAAAGUGGAAAGAGCCAGCUCAAUUUUACGGAAGAUGAAGCUGGCACAUUGGUAACUGAGUCAGAGUCACAGUCACAAGCCAAUCUUUGAGAAAUGAAGACUAGAUAAUCUUAGCCUCUGUAUUUUUAGCUAAUGCAGCUCCUGGGUGAAACCUUCUUCAGAAAUUCAGUGUACAGGAUUUGGCUUCUAAUAGGUUCAGCACUGAGUUAUUUGAUCUACUGUCCAGCUUUGAUUAUCAUUUUGAAUUUAUUGUACAACUACUGUCAGAUGUGCCAUAUUUAAGUGUAUAUAAGAAAAUAAAUACAUCAGUUAUUCGA
Messenger RNA from Colius striatus (speckled mousebird), 2123 nucleotides. RefSeq names its product vascular endothelial growth factor D (gene VEGFD). The record is from RefSeq and is a predicted model, not a curated record. Gene Ontology annotation, cellular component: membrane. Lineage: Eukaryota; Metazoa; Chordata; Aves; Coliiformes; Coliidae. Bases 528 to 1589 code for a protein of 353 amino acids. The transcript is spliced from 7 exons. Gene Ontology annotation, molecular function: growth factor activity; vascular endothelial growth factor receptor 3 binding; chemoattractant activity. Gene Ontology annotation, biological process: vascular endothelial growth factor receptor signaling pathway; positive regulation of endothelial cell proliferation; induction of positive chemotaxis.